Molecule: messenger RNA, 2349 nt
Organism: Striga hermonthica
Lineage: Eukaryota; Viridiplantae; Streptophyta; Magnoliopsida; Lamiales; Orobanchaceae
Source: the annotation of a GenBank genome assembly
AUGUCUAAUUCAAAGGUGGUCUAUGAAGGAUGGAUGGUGAGAUAUGGACGCAGGAAGAUCGGGAGAUCAUUUAUCCACAUGCGGUAUUUCGUGCUCGAGUCUCGGUUAUUGGCCUAUUACAAGAAGAAGCCCCAAGGGAGUGUGGUACCGGUCAAUACACUUGUUAUAGAUGGCAACUGUAGGGUGGAGGACAGAGGAUUGAAAACUCACCAUGGACAUAUGAUUUAUGUUCUCUCUGUCUAUAACAAGAAAGAUAUUUGCGAUGGGAUGACGAUGGCAGCUUUCAACAUUCAGGAGUCACUCAUGUGGAAAGAAAAAAUUGAAUCUGUUAUUGAUCAGCACCAAGAAUCGCAAGCUACUGAUGGGAGUAAUUACCAUUCCUUUGAGUACGAAUCGGGCGUGGACAAUGAAAAAAAUGUUUCGUCAUCUGACAAUGAAAGCCAGUUUAGCGCUGCAGAAGAUGAAGAACUUUCGAAAUCAAAUUCAAUGCGCAGAACAACUAUAGGUAAUGGUAGUUCCCCCCCCCCAUUACCUUCUUGCUUUGCUGCAAAUUAUUCAUAUUAUUUUCUUCUGGCAGGUCCUCCUAAAUCUGUAUUUGACUGGUCAAAGGAAUUCGACUCGUACUUGCCUAACGAAAGUUCUAACAAUCACUCGUUUUCCGGAAAGUAUUGGCGCCUUCUUCAGUGCCAAAAUGGGCUUCGGAUUUUCGAGGAGCUUCUUGAAGUGGAUUUUCUUCCAAGGAGCUGUAGUAGAGCAAUGAAAGCCGUAGGAGUAGUAGAGGCGACUUGUGAAGAAGUAUUCGAGCUUGUAAUGAGCAUGGAUGCAGCUCGAUGCGAGUGGGAUUGUAGCUUCCAAUACGGCAGCUUAGUCGAAGAAGUAGAUGGACAUACUGCAAUACUAUACCACAGGCUCCAACUAGACUGGUUUCCAACAUUUGUAUGGCCUCGUGACCUCUGCUAUUUGCGCUAUUGGCGCCGAAAUGACGAUGGGAGUUAUGGUACAUUUUUUUUUUCGAAGACUUUCUGCUUCUGCAUUUGGCGUGCACUUAAUUUUGAAACCCAUUUUUCUUGUGCAGUUGUGUUAUUUCGUUCGAGAGAGCAUAAGAAUUGUGGUCCACAACGAGGAUUUGUACGGGCUCAUAUUGAAAGUGGAGGGUUCAAUAUAUCGCCUAUGAAGCCUCGUGGUGGGAGCCCGAGAACACAAGUUCAACACUUGAUGCAAAUCGAUUUAAAAGGCUGGGGAGUGGGUUAUAUGUCUUCUUUUCAGCAACACUGUCUUCUCCAGAUGUUAAAUAGCGUUGCAGGAUUACGUGAAUAUUUCUCACAAACCGAUGAAAGACCCGUGGCUUCUAGGAUCCCAGUUAUGAUUAAUAUGACAUCGAUAUCCAAUUCUUCAAAAAGUCAAAGCCCGCGGUUAUCCUCGGUUGACCACCAAAAUGGCACGGUUGAUGAUCAAAUGCAUGCAGCAAAUCGACAUUCUGUGUUGAUGGAUGAGUACUCCGACGAGGAUGAAGAUUUCCAGUGUGCUGAUCAAGAGGUUCGAAAAAAAAAAAAAACUAAACUGCAAUGUUUUGGUAAAUAUGAAGCUUCUGAAGAAGAACCUCAAGAGCAAGUAGACGUGUCGAUUUUCUCGGGUAAUAUCCGGCGUGAUGAUCAAGAUAAUGCACGUGACUGUUACACGUUAUCUGACGGGAACAACUUUAGAGUUCGUGGCAAGAACUUCUGCCAGGACAAAUCGAAGACUCCUGGCGGGAAGCAUCUUAUGGAUCUUGUUUCUGUCGACUGGUUCAAAGAUACGAAGAGGAUGGAUCACGUGGCGAGGCGAAAUGGUUGUGCAGCACAAGUCGCGUCCGAGAAAGGACUUUUUUCCAUCGUUUUUAAUCUGCAAAUACCGGGCUCGACUCAUUACAGCAUGGUUUUCUAUUUCGUAGCUAAGGAAAUAGUAUCGGGAUCUCUUUUGCAAAGAUUUGUCGAUGGCGAUGAUGAUUUUCGCAACAGUAGACUGAAGCUUAUUCCCUCAGUUCCAAAGGGCUCGUGGAUUGUACGCCAGAGUGUGGGAAGCUCGGCUUGUUUGCUCGGAAAAUCAGUCGAUUGCAACUACAUCCGUGGUGCAAAUUACUUGGAAGUUGAUGUUGAUAUUGGUUCGUCUACUGUGGCAAAAGGAGUUCUGGGGCUUGUAAUUGGCGUCAUUAAGACACUUGUAGUCGACAUGGCAUUUCUCGUGCAGGGAAACACCCCAGAAGAGUUGCCCGAACGUGUAAUUGGCGCAGUUCGAAUUUGUCAUUUAGAACUAUCGUCGGCUGUAGAACCGAUGCUCAACCCGGAGCCUUCAGAUCCACCCAAGCCAUGA